AUGGAUUUGAUGAUUCAUGCAGCUGCUUUUGGACUAGGCAUGAAGAAGUCAAACAUCAAACUGCCGUGUGAAAGGGAGCCAGUGAACCCUGUUUUCUACAAACGUCCAAGACUGAUUGCACCGCCAACUUUUGUGGCAGAGGCACCUGUAAUGGAUGAUGCAGUUUCGUUGCCUACAGCAGAAGCAGAAGGCCGCCUGAAGUGGUCAAGAAAAACGUCGCUAGUGCCGUGGCCUGUGGCGCAAGAUAGGGCGCUUGCCAAGGCGUUGGAGAGCUGGAGGAUCAUAAUUAUGGAUGACCUGGAUGGGUCGCUGGUGGGUCGACAGAUUGCAAAGUCGCUCAGAGGUGAUGAAGGUGCACAACCAGUGGAACAGAUCCUGUCAGAUGCGUUGGCCGGAAAGUCUCUGUCUACACUCCGCGCCAGGGCAUCGUCUCUGAUGGCAUUCGGAAGAUGGAAGAAGGGCCUGGACCCCUCUGCAACUAUUCUUCCAAUUGCAGAGGAACAGGCAUAUGCUUACGUCAGAGAGCUCAGAGAACUCAAUGCGCCAAGAACGAAGCCAGGUAGGUUUCUGGAAGCAGUUGCAUUUGCUUUUCACAUGCUGGGUGCAGAAGUGGAUGGAACCAUGAGCUCACCUAGGGUCAAAGGGGCUGUGGUGGUGCCUGUAGUGAUCCCCAAGAAGAAGGAGCCUCUUACAGUCAAGCAGAUUGCAUUUUUGGAGAACCUGGCCAUUGACGAUUCUGGGCAACUGGGAAUUUUUGCAGGGUACUGUUGCAUGGUUUUGCACAUGAGGCUUAGAUGGAUGGACGGUCAGUUCUGUCAACAGGAACCCUUUUUGGAUUUAUUUGAAGGAAAAGGCUUCCUCGAAUGUGGCCUUUAUCACCACAAGAAUGCUGGAAGACAGAAACACUCGCAAAGGCUCCUUCCAGCUGCAUGCAACAUUCCCGGCAUCACAGGCCAGGAUUGGGCGUCAACUUGGCUCCAGCACAGGGAGCUACAUGGCCUGUCAGCACAACCUGGAAAGCCGACGAUGCCGGCCCCUCUUGCCGAUGGAGGAUGGGCGAAGGUGCCCCUCGAAGCCGCACAGGCAACUUCCUGGAUUAGAGAGUUGUUGAGAAACCUGAAUCCUACUGUCCCGUGGGAAUUUUUGGGCACGCAUUCCUUGAAGGCAACGAUGCUUAGCAUGAUGGCCAAGGCGGGGUGUGACACGAGCCUGAGGAGGUUGGCAGGGUACCACACAGACCCAGGUGCCCGCAUGCCGCUGGAGUACAGCCGUGACGGGCAGGCGCCGGUGCUACAUGCGUUGCAAGCAAUUGGAAUGGCAAUACAGCACGGGUACUUUGAUCCAGAUGCCUCCAGAGCUAGGCGUUGGCCAAGGAAGCCGUGCAUCUCGCUUGAAAUGGCGAUGACGGACAUGUCCAAGAUGGCGACCGAAGAUGGGUGGUACAAAGCAAACAACCACAAGGAUGCUGGUUUUCCGGAAACAGAUGAUGCACUGCUUUGUGACUGGGAGAAAGUGUCAGAAGUUUCAGAAGGGUACUCUCAGUCAGAGCCGGCCGAUGAUCCCUGGACAGACGCUGCAUCGAUGUCGUCAAUCAGUGAUCGUGCAGAGAGACCAGAAUUCCAAGGAAUGGAAUGCAGCACUUCCGACGAGGAGAAGGAAGCCGAGGUCGCGGCCCCAAUUGUCGGAGACUCUCUUGCCAGAGACUUGGAAGUUCAGAUUCACGUCAGGGUCUUCAAACAUGUGAUCAGUGGAUGUUGUCACAUUGCAAAAGAAUCGAAUACUGACCAUGAUGAUGGUGAUGCAGUGGUCCUGAAGUGCGGUAAGCUAGCUACGCGCAACUUCGAGGAAGUCGAUCAGGCAGGGAUCAACGGUCUCACCAUGGAGCAGUUUGCACCUCAGGCGAAGGCCAUCGGACUUGCAGAUGGAGUUCUGAAUGCAAUGGCAUUGAGGGGGUGGACAACUCAUGCCACGUUUGCCUUUGCAGUGGCAUGCCAGCCGGGAGCAGAUGAGCAAGCGUUCCUGGAUGGAGUAGUUGUUCCGAUUUUAGGAGCAGCUGAGCAUGCCGAAGCUCCAAGGUUGAGACGUUUGUUUUUUGAGUCUCAUACACUUACGUCCGCCGACUUGAGACGCAAGGUGGACUCGAAUGAGAUGGAAGCACCUCGCAAGCUACCACCACCAGAGAUAGCCCAACGCUUGGACCUCUUACAAGCCAGGAUACACCCACUGAAGAUUGCAAACGUUUUGGAACCCUCGCACCAGCUGAUCAAUGCCAUAGUUCAGUGCGUUGAAGAUGGAAGGGUGCGCUACGUUGAAUGGUCGAAAUGUGGCCCAAGCCAUGUCAUUCGAGACCCACGAGAAGAUCAUCAAUUUUUCUUUUAUGAAUUGAAGAAGGAGCCGAUGGAAGGGUUUGCACCAGUUUCGUUACAGCAACUGGCAGCUGCUGACCGCGAGCUUCACAUCAGGCUUGCCGAGAUGACAAGGGCAGGGUUCAAACCGGGCCCGGCAGGUGAACUGCCAUUGGAUCUUCCGACGAAUCAAGUGUUGGAAGGACCGGAACUCAGGUGGAUGUUGAUGCCGGUCCCAAAACGCAGUGUUGUCAAGGCGCCACCUGAGACACCAAAGUUGACAAAACCUGGACAGGAGGCGGAUUCAAAGCGGAACAGGGUCGAACAGCCAAAGAAGAACAAGCAGGAAGCAUUGAGAUUGAAGAGGCUCAAAAGGACCCCCAUGCCGAAGCAGCUCGCAGGUUGCACACCCUGUGACGACGAAGGCAAUGCUUAUUGCUUUGCAUUCAACCUUGGGACCUGUUCAAGUGCCACAGAUUGCGCAAAGGGCAAGCACCUGUGCUGCAAGAAAGGCACUGGUCAGCAGCAGCAGUGCCAUGACAAAAAGGGCGAAGGCCCUGGUGUGGAUCUUUUGCGAAAGCGCACCAGCUCCGCCACCUUUGGCGAAAAGCGCCAUGACUUUGGAUCGCAGCCGAAGCGAAUGCGCGCGGAAGUGGUUCAACCUGCAGCCGAAGGGUUUCAGGACGAAGCGGAAAUGUCCGCUCACAAGUCUUUUCAGAGCCAUCUAAACAUUGAUGGCAACAAUGCGCCUGUGGAAGCACAUGCGAAACAAUCACCAUUUUUACUUGACUUGUUUUGUGGAACAGCUGGCGUUGCGGCCGCCUUCAAGGCGCUGGGAGGUGACGCUUUGGGCAUCGAUCACAUGGUUGACAAAAGGCGAGUUAAGGCUCCCGUUGCAAAGGUGGACCUUGCACACCAUGAUGGGCAGAGUACCGUUUUGUCUUGGAUACAGGAUGGCAAAGUGGAUGCAGUGAUGUUAGCGCCCCCUUGCGGCACUUCUAGCAGGGCAAGGGAAAUACCAUUGCCGAAACACUGCAGGUUGAGGAAGGGCAUGCAGCCGGUGCCCCUCAGGUCUGACAAGUGGCCAGACGGCCUACCUCACCUGCGAGGUGUGGCGAAGCUCAAGGUCAAGACUGCAAACAAGUUGUACAAGUUUUCCAUGAAGGUUAUCAAGCUUUGCAUCCUGAUGGGUAUCCCAGUGAUUUGCGAAAACCCGAAGAGGUCUUUAAUGUGGCUUACAGAGCCUUUUUCUGAGCGGCCUGAGCAGUGCAACUUCCAGUACAUCCACGCAUGCAUGUACGGCAGCAGCCGCAGAAAGAGCACGGCUUUUCUCAUGAAUUUUUCGGCUGGAAAUCUGCAGACAGAGUGUGAUGGCCUACACACUCACUUGCCAUGGGGAAUGGUAGACACCGCCGAUGGAAAAGGGCUGCAAUUCUCAACAAGCCUUGAAACUGAAUACCCACAACCACUUUGCAAGCAGCUUGCGUUGGCGUUCUAG
Molecule: messenger RNA, 3843 nt
Organism: Cladocopium goreaui
Lineage: Eukaryota; Dinophyceae; Suessiales; Symbiodiniaceae
Source: the annotation of a GenBank genome assembly